Messenger RNA from Emiliania huxleyi CCMP1516, 1118 nucleotides. RefSeq lists its product as hypothetical. The transcript is spliced from 3 exons. The coding region runs from base 16 to 981 and encodes 321 amino acids. The record is from RefSeq and is a predicted model, not a curated record. NCBI's taxonomy places the organism in Eukaryota, Haptophyta, Isochrysidales, Noelaerhabdaceae.
GGCGCGCAAACGCACAUGAACAUGAACAUGAGUGGUCUGCACCUCACCAUCCCUCUCGCCAGCCUCGCCCUGUGUACCUUCCUGUCGGGCGUCCUAGCGGGCCGGCCAUGGCUCGUGGCCUCGCGUGAGCGCACCUUGCGCGUCAUCGUGCCGGCGUGCAUGCUCGCAGCUACGGCCAUUGCGCACGCAAGCGUCGGCGAAGUGUGCUCUGUCGCGACCCACGCGGGCGCGACGGGUGCCGAGCGAGGGUUCGACGGGACGUCGACCCCGGCAGCAAUCUUCGGCGCCCUCUUCAUUCAGGGCGUGGUGCAGGUGUUCACCGCACAGAGCGAGCAGGCGAAGCAGUCGAUGGCGAUGGUCACAGUUUGGCUGGUGACGUGCCUCUUCUACCUGCGGCAGUGGCUCGCGCCGCCGUGCGCGCUGGCGGUGCGCUGGGAGCACGGCGGGGGCCUCGUGCCGACGCAGUACGCCCUGUGGAGUACGUCCAUGAGUGGCCAGGUCGUCACCCUGCACGCGCUCGAGAGGCGCGAGGCAGCAAAGAGGUCGCCGGCCAGCGCCGCUGAGGCCGGCACAUCGCCCGGCGUCGCGGGCGGCGCACAGCGUCAGUGCUGUGCCGCGCUGCUCUGUGUGCAGAGCAUGCUCUGGUGCGGCGCCACGGCGGACGCGCUGCUCUCUGCGCCCCUCGCGCUCACUGCGUCUCUGCUCGCCGCUUCGUUUGCUAGCUUCUACCUGCUGCUGCACUGUGGCAUACGCGCGCCGCUCGCCGCCUGCCGCCGCCACGCCGCCGACACCGCCACGGGGAAGCGGCUGCGGGGCGUGCAGACGUAUCUGCUCACGACAUGGCACGCGUUUCCGCUCGUCUGGCUCCUCGACAACAGCGGCGCCCUCGGCGCCUCGCUCACGCGUGACGCCUACCUCGCCUCGGAUGUGGCUGCGAAGCUGCUGCCAAUCUCUCUCUACCUCGCCGUCGCGAGUCGAUAGAGCGUCCGAGACUUCCGAGAGCCGCGACGCCCCGCCGCGAAGCGCGAUCGUGCGUGCGCUGGCUCCCAGGAGAGAGCAGCGCCGCAGUGCGCCGCAGCACAGCGUCGGAUUAGACUCUCGUACACGAAUGACAACUC